This is a messenger RNA of Mercenaria mercenaria, 2276 nucleotides long. RefSeq lists its product as uncharacterized. The coding region runs from base 203 to 1879 and encodes 558 amino acids. Gene Ontology annotation, molecular function: protein binding; zinc ion binding. NCBI's taxonomy places the organism in Eukaryota, Metazoa, Mollusca, Bivalvia, Venerida, Veneridae. The transcript is spliced from 11 exons. The record is from RefSeq and is a predicted model, not a curated record.
UAAAAUGUGUUUACGUUAGGGUGUGAUUAUUGUGGGAUCGUAUUAACAAGUGCAUAAAAUAAUUGUGUGAAGAACAUUCCAACGACACACUUCAAAAAUUGUAGCAUGUCUUGUCAUUUUUGAAGAGGGUGGUGGAGUGUAAACACUUUGUAGAAAUACUUACAUUUGUAUAGCUUACUACAAUUUUCACCACGAAAUAAACAUGAAUCGUAUAUUUGGUAAAAAGCCAAAAGGACUACAAGAACAGGACAUUGAGAAGAAUGCAGAUGUUCUGGCAACUACAUGUGCAAAACAUCCAGAUCAGUCCUUAAACCUUUUCUGCUUAGAAUGUGACAACGUCUACUGUACAGUGUGUAUGAUGACCGGUGUUCAUAAAAAGAUCUACGAAAAUCAUGAAAUAAAAUGUAUUACUGGUGUUGCUGACGAGUUUACAGAUACGACGGAAUUUGCAUCAUAUGACGAAAAGAUGACCAAAUUCAGAAACGAUUUCGACAGAACACUCAAUGAUAUAAAUGAAAAUAUGAAAGAGUCGGACAAGCUAAAACGUGAAGUAGAAAUCAGAAUCAAACAGCAAAAAGAAGCAUUAAUAAAGUUUAUUGAAACUCAAUAUCAAAAUAUGUCUGAAACAAAUAACAACAAGUAUGCUGAAUGUUUGUCUAGAUUAAAAACAACCGCUACAAAAAUUGCCAAGUUAAAGAAAGAAACUGAACAAAUUGAAAAUUAUAUCAAUAAAAAGAGAGACAAAUCUGACAUGACCGCAGUGUUUAUCGCAGUGAAAAAGUCAAAACGCAAGGUAGCACAGAUUGAAGACAGGUUAAGAGUGCUGAACGAGAGUAAUUAUGUAACAAGGUAUGACUUCCAGGAAGGACAGUGCACACAAAAUUUCAUGAAGAAUACAGAAGAUUUCGGAGUUUUUGUUGAAAACCAGGAACGGAAGACUUCUACAAAGCUGCAAAGGCCAUUAUCAAGAUAUAAAUCUUUACCGAGUCUACAGAAGGAAAGCGAAUACGAAAGCCAUUACGAUGUACCAAUAGAAAUAGAAUAUGUGGAACUACAAACCACAGACACUGCCAGAGGUGAAGCGAUACAGGGGGAUAGAUCGGAAUGUAAAGAUUCAUUUAACUCUUCAAGUGCGUUCAACGGAGCAAAGCCUAAGCCUAAACCAAGACUUAAAACAACAGGCCGGAACACAUCAGAUGAUAAGGCAGGAAUACCAAUGCAAAGUAUUUUCCCGAUGCAACUUACCCAACAAAUCUCUGCGAUUAAUGUUAAAAGAAAAUCAGCACCACCAGUACCGGACCCGAAACCUUCAGCACAAGCGGAGACAAAACAGGCAAAUGAAAAAUAUGCUUCUAGUUUUGACAAGCCGAUACAUCAAGAGCAAGGGCCUCCUCUAACGUGUCCGAAACCUUCAGUACAAGCGAAAAAACAGACAAAGGAAAAUUAUGUUUCUAGAUAUGAAGCACCGGUUAAAAAGGGAAAGAUAUUAAGAAUUUCAGGACCUCCUGUAACCUGCCUGAAACCUUCAGCACAAGCGAGAAAACAGGAAAAGGAACAAUGUGCUUCUAGUUUUGAUGCAGCAGUUAAAGAAGAGCAAGGUAUGCCUGUAACCAUGUUAACGCGCCCGAAACCUUCAGUACAAGCGAGAAAACGGGCAAAGGAAAACUAUGCUAAUAGUUUUGACGUACCGGUGAAAGAAGAGAGAGAUAAGUAUAAAGUUUUAUAUCCAUACACAUCAGCCGGAGAACAUGACAUAACUAUCAAAGAAGGAGAUACAGUUACAGUCUUUGAGAUUUUCGAAGAUGGCUGGUGCUGGAUAGAGAUGAAUGAAAAGAGUGGCUAUGUGCCAGUAGAUUACUUGGAAAAAAUGAUGAAAUAAAUCAAUAUUAGAGAGAAGUUGCACUUUUGGAAACGAUACAAAGCUAGCUCUUCAUGGAAAAGAAAAUUUGCACGUAUUACAGACACAAAUAUGCAACAACUGAUCGUAUUUCAAGUAGAUAGUAAAUAAGUUAAACGUAUUAAGUCACACCGUAGUGCUGAUCAAAUACAUCUCAUAUCUCAGCAUUAUAAAAAAUAAAAACGUCUUCUCCCCGCAGGCAAAGAAACGAAUACACGUCAGAUCAGCGCUGUUCGUCCUAAAAUGGCAUAUCCAAAUAGAAAUUACUCUAAUUCUUUGUUUGAAUACUUGUGUAAAUAUAAACUUCAUACAUUGAAGCAGAUCCUUGACUAUUGUUACGUAGUAUGUAUUCCAGUUACUUGUAGGUGUAGAAUUCACA